GGCUGAUCAACUUACAGAAGAACAAAUUGCCGAGUUCAAAGAAGCAUUCUCACUCUUUGAUAAGGAUGGCGAUGGUACCAUUACAACAAAGGAAUUGGGUACAGUCAUGCGGUCACUGGGUCAAAAUCCAACAGAAGCUGAAUUGCAGGACAUGAUAAAUGAAGUUGAUGCCGAUGGUAAUGGUACCAUUGAUUUUCCUGAAUUCCUAACAAUGAUGGCCCGUAAAAUGAAGGAUACCGAUAGUGAAGAGGAAAUCCGAGAGGCAUUCAGAGUAUUUGAUAAAGAUGGCAAUGGCUUCAUUUCAGCGGCUGAAUUGCGUCACGUCAUGACAAAUUUGGGUGAAAAAUUAACAGACGAAGAAGUCGAUGAGAUGAUCCGCGAGGCUGACAUCGACGGUGAUGGUCAAGUCAAUUACGAAGAGUUCGUGACUAUGAUGACAUCGAAGUGAGCAGCUAAUUUACCUCUUUUUAAGCCUUUCUAUGUUUUUAAGAUGUUGACGAAGACUGUAGCUGUGCGCAAUAACACCAUGCGACGUCGUUCUUGCUAUGGAAACCAUUAAAAUCUUAAGCAAACAACAAAAAACAAUUUCAACUUAAAACAUUUAAAACCCAAAUUACGUUAUUAUUAAUGAAUACAAUUUAAAAUGAAAAUGAAAUAAAAUAAAAACACAUUCAACAC
Messenger RNA from Teleopsis dalmanni, 678 nucleotides. RefSeq names its product calmodulin. NCBI's taxonomy places the organism in Eukaryota, Metazoa, Arthropoda, Insecta, Diptera, Diopsidae. Gene Ontology annotation, molecular function: enzyme regulator activity; calcium ion binding. The record is from RefSeq and is a predicted model, not a curated record.